UGCAGCGACGCGGGACCGCCAAUAUACUGAAUACCACACGAGAGCAACCACGCGAGAACACGAUGUACAAAUACGCGCUAGCACUUGCACUGCUCGCCGUCGCCGGCUGCGAGGAGAGACCCCACAAGACCACCCAGUAUGUGGACCCCUUCGCGAUGAUCGACCGACACUUCACACACUCACUGGCGUACCACUACCUGUGGCCGUGGAACCAGCUCAUACGCGCCGCGGCCGCACUGGACAUCGAGGAGUCCCUGGAAGACCCGCAGAUCAUAUCGGAUUCAGAAAAAUACCUAAUCAACCUGAACGUCAGAAGAUUCAAACCGGACGAACUGAAAAUCAAAGUGAAGAACCGACACAUCAUCGUCGAAGGCAAACACAAGGAGAAGGACAACGAGAAGAAAUACAUGGCGAACCACUUCGUGCAACGCUUCGUACUCCCGCCUGGCACGCAGCAGGAGGAAGUCAGAGCGGUGUACAACGAGAAGCGCGUUCUGUCUAUAACGGCACCGAAGCACGAGCUGCCGCCGCCUCUGCCGGAGAGGGAAGUGCCGAUCGAAGUUAUAUUGCCAGAAGAGAAUACCGAAGUGGUCGCUGAAAAGCUGGAGGAGGACAUAAAAGAGACGGCGGCGCCAUCGAUUCCCACUUCAUCAGUUACCCCAUUAGAACAAAUCGACUUGGAGGCGACGACUCACGUCGGGAAAAUAAGGAAGAAAGAGCUGAAAACAACAACGAAAACGACGAAAGAUAACGAAGUCACGAAGGGGAUCGACGGCAACGGAUUGGAUUACGCGCUAAUCGAAACCGACGAGUGAAUGACUGAGCAGGGGGAUGGGAAAAGACUGAAAAUGAGCUUUAAAGUGAGUGAAUGCAUCUCGUUGAACGAGAUAGUGCUGUGGUGUUUUGUCAAUUAAGUAUUAAAGUUAUUCGUUUUAAUUAAAUAAAGACGUUAUUUAUUAA
Bicyclus anynana (squinting bush brown) is the source of this 960-nucleotide messenger RNA. RefSeq names its product protein lethal(2)essential for life. Gene Ontology annotation, molecular function: protein folding chaperone. The record is from RefSeq and is a predicted model, not a curated record. Lineage: Eukaryota; Metazoa; Arthropoda; Insecta; Lepidoptera; Nymphalidae. Bases 63 to 815 code for a protein of 250 amino acids. The transcript has a single exon. Gene Ontology annotation, biological process: response to heat; protein refolding.